Molecule: messenger RNA, 1697 nt
Organism: Toxotes jaculatrix (banded archerfish)
Lineage: Eukaryota; Metazoa; Chordata; Actinopteri; Toxotidae
Gene: afmid
Product: arylformamidase
Exons: 11
Coding region: 193-1071 (292 amino acids)
Cellular component (GO): cytoplasm
Molecular function (GO): arylformamidase activity
Source: RefSeq, a predicted model, not a curated record
UGUGUGUCAUGGCUUCUUUGCUUCUUUGAACGUGCCGUGUCGAUACCGAUCGGUUUACUUUUCAAAAGUGACGAGGGUCAUCAGUCUAAAGUUCAAUCCCUUACUGCCACCACCACCACCACAGCUGCAGCUGAGCCCAAGUUGGCUGGAUUUGUCUGUCGGCGGGAUUAAAUCACUUCCAGCGAUAAAACGAUGCACUGGACUGAAAUGAAGAAAGAUGAGCUUGAGAGGCAGUACUCACCCAGCAGGUGGUCUCUCAGGAUGUCGGCAGACGACGUGAUCAAGGCUCACGUGAAGGCUUUAAAGGAAGGUACAGAGCGAGCCCGUGGUCUGGCUCAAACUUUACUUAACGUGCCAUAUGGGGAGGGAGAUGGAGAGAAGCUGGAUGUCUACAUACCCAGCACCAACUCUUUGGAUGUCCCCCUUGUUAUUUACCUACACGGGGGCUACUGGCAGUUCCUCAGCAAGGAGGAGUCAGGAUUCAUGGCUGUUCCACUCGUUGAUAAAGGUGUAGUGGUGGUUGCCGUCGGUUACGACAUUGCCCCCAAAGGUAACAUGGACCUGAUGGUGUCUCAAGUACGCAGGAGUGUUGUGUCUGUCAUUCAGCAGUACUCUCACAUCAGUGGUCUGUACCUGUGUGGCCACUCUGCGGGUGCUCACCUGGUAGCAAUGGUCCUCUCCACUGACUGGUCACAGUACAGCAUCACUCCUCAGAUCAAAGGGGCCUUUUUGGUCAGUGGCAUAUACGACCUCCUGCCCAUCCUGUCCACCUACGUCAAUGAGCCUUUGAAGAUGACAGAGGAGGUGGCAGUCAGGAACAGCCCCAGCAAGCUGGUCCCUCAGCUCAAACUCUCGUCCUCCAGCUGCCACAUUGUUGUGGCCGUCGCUGAGAACGACUCGCCAGAGUUUCGCAAGCAGUCAGAAGAAUACUACAAAAUUUUGGAGGCAUCAGGACUGAAUGUGACCAUGGAGGAUGUGAAAAACACAGACCACUUCAGUAUCAUUGAACAACUGGUAGACGGGGAGUAUCACCUAACAAAGCUUCUCUUGAAGAUGAUGGGGAAGAGCUGAGGUGUCUUCGAUCCAUCAUCUAACAUACCUCUGUGUCAACAUACGCCUCUUAACAGUCAUCAUGCACCGAUACUGAUAAAAUAUGCAUUAUUACAGGUUUGUACUGUGGUAAAUGUACAAUUUCUAUCCAUGUUGAUUGAUCAAAAUAAUAUGGCAUGAAUUGUUUUGAGCGUCUAGUUUAAAAUGUUAUGAAAACAUUAUGUGCCUAAAACUGAACCACUUCAAGGAUGGUGAUUGUAGCAUAUUAUAUUACUGAUAAACCUGCUCAUAUUCACUAGUAAACAUAUGCUGUAUUUUUUUCCCCCUUGUGACAAUCUGCACUGCAACUUUAAAUCCUUAGAAAGGACCGUAACAGGAACUGAUGUAAAGAAUGCUUACAUAUCAAUACAAAGUGAAUGUAGGUUUUUAUUGUUACCUCCACAAUGCUGAUAUCUCACGCAGGGAAAUUUAAUGUGUCGUCCACACUUGGUAAAUGUUGGAAAUGAAAACUAUAUAUUUGCACUUUUUAUUUUACCCAUAUACAGUAGAAGAAUACUAACGUUCAAAUGGACUUCUUUAAAAAAAAAAAACAUGGCUAAACGGAUGCACAUUGUUACUUACUCCCCACAUUUUAGCAUCUUUAAUAA